AUGAUAAUAAGAUAUACAGCGAUAUCAGCUAUAAAGCAUGAAUUGAAGUUGAAUUCCAUAAGAAGAAUUUCUACUUCGGGAGUUGGUCAAUUGGCUCGUUACAAUAAGACACGUAGAGCUCAAGAAAUAUCAGCCGAAGAGGUUCGAAAAUUUCAACAGCAGCAACGAGAACAGCAGAAUAAAAAUGACUUUUAUUACGAAACCAAACCAUCAAACGACUUUGAAAGUUAUCGUGACGAGCCAUCAGCAAAUCAUACAGUGUUUUCUAUUCCACCGAAUAAGAAUGGGUUGAUUACUCCUGAAGAUGGAAUUUAUGAGAUAUUGAAGGAACCAACAUUAGUAAUUGAGAGACAGGUGGAAAUGAUGAAUGUCUUUUUGGGCUUUGAACAGGCGAAUAGAUACAAGAUUAUGAAUUCUUUGGGUGAACAGAUAGGGUUUAUGGAAGAAAAAGAUAUAGGAUUCAUGAAAAUGUUAGGGAGACAGUUUUUCAGAUUGCAUAGACCAUUUGAUAUAGACGUAUUUAAUAACUAUGGAGAUUUACUAUUAACGAUUAAAAGACCGUUUUCAUUUAUAAAUUCUCAUAUUAAAUGUUAUUUACCUGGCUACGAUGAAAAUGGAGACUUGAUGUUUGAGAAUUUAGGAGAAUCAUGUCAACACUGGCAUUUAUGGAGAAGGAAAUAUAAUUUAUUCAAAUUAGAAGAUGAGGUAACGGACGAAUAUGAUCAGUUUGGUGCGAUAGACGCUCCAUUUUUGUCGUUUGAUUUCCCAGUCAGAAACGAUCGAGGCGACGUUAUUGCCUCGGUGGAUAGAAAUUGGGUGGGUUUAGGAAGAGAAAUGUUUACUGAUUCGGGGGUGUAUAUAAUUAGAAUGGAUCCUGCUAGCUUUUCUGGUAUGGGGAACCUAUAUCCAUCCGUAGCUGGACCAUUAACAUUAGACCAAAGGGCCAUAUUAUUAGGUAAUGCUGUCAGUAUUGAUUUUGACUACUUUUCAAGACACAGUAGAGGGCCGGGCGGUGGAUUAUUUGCGUUCAGUGAUAUUGAUUAA
Molecule: messenger RNA, 1044 nt
Organism: Debaryomyces fabryi
Lineage: Eukaryota; Fungi; Ascomycota; Pichiomycetes; Serinales; Debaryomycetaceae
Exons: 1
Coding region: 1-1044 (347 amino acids)
Biological process (GO): plasma membrane phospholipid scrambling
Cellular component (GO): plasma membrane
Molecular function (GO): phospholipid scramblase activity
Source: RefSeq, a predicted model, not a curated record